Molecule: messenger RNA, 3447 nt
Organism: Kalmanozyma brasiliensis GHG001
Lineage: Eukaryota; Fungi; Basidiomycota; Ustilaginomycetes; Ustilaginales
Product: Translation elongation factor EFG/EF2, domain IV
Exons: 1
Coding region: 1-3447 (1148 amino acids)
Biological process (GO): cytosolic ribosome assembly
Cellular component (GO): cytosol; ribonucleoprotein complex
Molecular function (GO): GTPase activity; GTP binding; ribosome binding
Source: RefSeq, a predicted model, not a curated record
AUGGCGUCGGACAGCAAACGAUUCAGCUCGCAUAACGUGCGUUGCUGCACACUCAUAGGCCAUGUCGACCACGGCAAGUCCUCGUUUGCAGACUCGCUCCUGGCGGCCAACAACAUCAUCUCCGCCCGCAUGGCCGGUCAAAUCCGCUACCUCGACUCCAGAGAAGAUGAACAAGAACGAGGCAUCACCAUGGAGGCCUCUGCCGUUUCGCUCUCCGUCAAGAUGCGUGUUCACGACCCGACAAAAGGCUGGGACCCAGACAACCUCCCGCCCGUGCAAGACUUUAUGAUCAAUCUCGUCGACACGCCUGGUCACGUCGACUUCUCCUCCGAAGUGUCGACAGCGUCGAGGCUGUGCGAUGGUGCGUUGUUGAUCGUCGAUGUUGUUGAGGGUGUUUGCGCGCAGACGGUGACGGUGCUCCGGCAGGCGUGGCAGGACGGUCUGGAGCCGAUCUUGGUUCUCAACAAGGUCGAUCGACUCAUUGUGGAACUCAAACUCUCGCCGAAUGAAGCGUAUCAUCAUCUCAUCCAGGUCAUCGAGCAGGUCAACGCCGUCGUAGGCUCCUUCUUCGCCUCGGCACGCAUGGACGACGACGAACGCUGGCACGAGGAACGCGAAAAGCGCAUCGCAGCACGCAAGCAGGCCAAGAACGACUCGAUCGCCGCAUCCACCGCCGCCGAAGACGACGCCGAAGACGCCGACCGCGAAGAGCGAGACGACGAGGAUAUUUAUUUCGAUCCCUCCAAGGGCAACGUCAUCUUCGCCUCUGCGAUGGACAACUGGGCUUUCCGCCUGGAGCGAUUCGCCAUGCUCUACGCCAAGAAGAUGGGCAUCCAGGAGUCCAAGCUGCGCAAAGUGCUGUGGGGUGAUUUCUACUUUGAUCCCAAGACCAAGCGUGUUCUCUCGCAAAAGCAGAAGGAGAAGGAGAAGAGGCCGCUGAAGCCUAUGUUCGUCCAGUUCGUGCUGGAGAACAUUUGGAGCGUUUACGACGCCGUGGUGGAGAACAGGGACCAGAAUAAGAUCGAGAAGAUUGUGUCGAGUCUGAACCUCAAGGUGCAUCCUCGCGAUCUCAAGUCCAAGGACGCAUCCCAGCUCAUCAAGGCGAUUGUUAGUCAGUGGCUGCCAUUGGCGAGCUGUGCUUUUGCCGCGAUCAUCUAUGUCAUCCCACCGACGAGCAAGGCGCAGGCAAAGAGGAUCCCGAUGAUGCUCAAUCCAGAUAUGAGCUACUUCGAUCGAGGAAACUACAAGGCCAAGACCACGUUGGAGGAGAAUUUGAUGAGCGCCGAGAUCGGACCCAAGUCGAUCCGCGUUGCGUACGUCAGCAAGAUGUUUGCGGUCAAGAAGGAGGAUCUUCCGGAAGCGAAGAAGGCGCCGAUGACGGCGGAGCAGAUGCGGGAGCGCGCCAAAGAGAGCAGGGAGAGACAGAAUGCGGUUCGCGCUGCACUGGCUGCUACCGGUGCCACGAUGGAAGGUGGCUCUGGUGAUGCGGCCGCGGAAGCCAACGGUACGAGCCUCGAAGAGGCCGAGGCGCAAAAAGCUGUCCGUGCCCAGCGCGACGCCGACGCGCAAGCCGAAAAGGACGCCCAAAAGGCUGACGAAGACGAGGAUGGAUCGGACGAAGUAGUGCUCGGCUUUGCACGUCUCUACUCGGGCACCCUCCGCGUCGGUCAAUGGAUGUACGCCCUACUACCCAAGUACAACACCUCGCUCCCACCAUCCCACCCGUCCAACGCCAAGCACAUCAAGGCGGUCCAGCUCGAGUCGCUCUACAUGAUCAUGGGACGGGAUCUGCUUGCGGUGCAAGAAGUGCCCUCGGGCAACGUCUUUGCCAUCCGUGGUCUCGAAGGUCGCGUUCUGCGCAAUGCCACUCUCUGCUCUCCCUCCCUCACGCAAUCCUACCCGAUCGAGCGUCACACCGACCCUUCCACCAUCGACACUUCCGUCGCAACAUCGACAUUCGUCAACCUCGCAGGGAUCAACAUGCUCUCCGCGCCCAUCGUGCGUGUCGCCCUCGAACCGGUCAACCCGCAGGACAUGCCGAAACUCGUCGAGGGACUCAAGCUGCUCAACCAAGCCGAUCCGUGCGUCGAGUCCUUGGUGCAGGAUACGGGCGAACAUGUGAUCCUCACCGCGGGCGAGCUGCAUCUCGAGCGAUGUCUUAAGGAUUUACGCGAGCGGUUUGCGCGGUGUGAGAUCCAGGUGAGCCCUCCGCUCGUUCCGUUCAGGGAGACGUGCGUGCGAGCACCCGAGAUGGCGCCGCCGAAAAUCGAGGGUGCUGCGCGUGGAACGGUGGAUGGUAGCGUCGCGAAUGGUGGUGUGACCUACCGGGUGAGGGCUGUACCCCUGCCCAAGGCCGUGGUGGAGUUCCUGCUGGCGAACGCACAAACGCUGAGGUGGUUGCAGAACCGCAGUGCCGGCAGUGCCGAGGAUGAUGCCGGCGAGGGAGGCGUGGACAGUGUCGGAUCGCAGGCGAGCAAGACGGUUCGCGCGGACAAAUUCUGGUCGACGCUGGACGGGGUGUUGGAGAAGUGCGGGCAGGAUCGUACGGGUGAAGACUGGAGGGAGGUGGUGGAGAAGAUUGUCUCGUUUGGACCGCGAAGGGUGGGAGCGAACGUGUUGGUGGAUCGAACGGGUGGUGGAAGGAUGGGGUUGAGGAAUCGAACGGAUCCGUCGCGGGCUGUCACACGACAGUCGUCGGGCAUCGCUACGCCUGCUGCAGCUGAAUCGAGGGAGAAUGGGGACAGUCUCACGGAUGCGCUGCACAAGAUCAGCCUCGGUGAACAGGAGGAAAGUGCGUCGAAGGGGGUCAACCUUAGCGCGCUGAACGAGAGCCUGGAUAACGGGUUCCAAAUGGCUACCUCCUCCGGUCCCUUGUGCGGAGAACCCAUGCAGGGACUCGCGUUCUUCCUCGAAACCAUCGCGCUCACCCCGACAUCCAACUCCUCGCUCUCCUCCGUCACCGGCCCGCUGAUGUCGACGUUCAGAGAGAGCUGCAAGCAAGCGCUUCUGGAUUGGUCCCCACGUCUGAUGCUCGCCAUGUACAGCUGCGACAUCCAAGCGUCGACCGAGGUGCUCGGCAAAGUCCAUGCGGUGCUCGCCAAACGUCGAGGCAAGAUCAUUUCGGAAGAGAUGAAGGAAGGAACGAGCUUUUUCACGGUUGGCUCGCUCCUACCGGUGGUGGAGAGUUUUGGAUUCGCAGAUGAGAUCCGGAAGAGGACUAGCGGCGCAGCAAGCCCCCAGUUGAUCUUUAAGGGCUUCGAGCUGUUUGACCUGGAUCCAUUCUGGGUGCCCAGGACCGAGGAGGAGCUGGAGGACCUGGGUGAGAAGGGUGACAAGGAGAACGUGGCGAAACGCUACAUGGAUGGGGUGAGGAAGAGGAAGGGCUUGUGGGUGGAUGAGCGGAUCGUGGCUGCUGCAGAGAAGCAGAGGACGCUCAAGUCGAAUUGA